GCCAUGGAGGGCCUGGCGGGCUACGUGUACAAGGCGGCGAGCGAGGGCCGCGUGCUGACGCUGGCCGCGCUGCUGCUGAACCGCUCCGAGAGCGACAUCAAGUACCUGCUGGGCUACGUGAGCCAGCACGGCGGGCAGCGCUCCACGCCGCUCAUCAUYGCGGCGCGCAACGGCCACGCCAAGGUGGUGCGCCUGCUCCUGGAGCACUACCGCGUGCACACGCAGCAGACCGGCACCGUGCGCUUCGACGGCUUUGUCAUUGAUGGAGCCACAGCGCUGUGGUGCGCCGCGGGAGCCGGCCACUUUGAAGUUGUCAAGCUGCUCGUUAGCCACGGGGCCAACGUGAAUCACACGACGGUGACCAACUCCACCCCGCUGCGGGCCGCGUGCUUCGAUGGCAGGCUGGACAUCGUCAAGUACCUGGUGGAGAACAACGCCAACAUCAGCAUCGCCAACAAGUACGACAACACGUGCCUCAUGAUCGCCGCCUACAAGGGCCACACGGACGUGGUGCGGUACCUGCUGGAGCAGCGCGCCGACCCCAAUGCCAAGGCGCACUGCGGGGCCACGGCGCUGCACUUCGCCGCCGAGGCCGGCCACCUGGACAUCGUGAGGGAGCUGGUGAGGUGGAAGGCGGCGAUGAUGGUCAACGGGCACGGCAUGACGCCGCUCAAAGUGGCCGCCGAGAGCUGCAAGGCCGACGUGGUGGAGCUGCUGCUCGCCCACGCCGACUGCGACCGGAGAAGCAGGAUCGAGGCCCUGGAGCUUCUGGGUGCCUCGUUUGCAAACGACCGGGAGAAUUAUGACAUUAUGAAGACUUAUCACUAUUUAUAUUUAGCCAUGCUGGAGAGGUACCGAGACAGCGAGAAUAUAAUUGAGAAAGAAGUUCUUCCACAAAUUGAAGCUUAUGGAAACAGAACUGAAUGCAGAACUCCUCAGGAAUUAGAGUCUAUCCGGCAGGACAGGGAUGCCCUCCACAUGGAAGGCCUCAUCGUGCGGGAAAGGAUUCUGGGCUCGGACAAUAUCGACGUUUCUCACCCCAUAAUUUACCGCGGGGCUGUUUAUGCAGAUAACAUGGAGUUUGAGCAGUGCAUCAAGCUGUGGCUCCAUGCGCUGCAUUUGAGGCAGAAGGGCAACAGGAACACCCACAAGGACCUCCUGAGGUUCGCUCAGGUCUUCUCUCAGAUGAUACACUUAAACGAGCCCGUGAAGGCCAGGGACAUCGAGAGCGUGCUGCGGUGCAGCGUCCUGGAGAUAGAGCAAGGCAUGUCCAGGAUCAAAACCACGCAGGACGCCGACAUCCACACAGCCAUGGACAACUACGAAUGCAAUAUUUUCACCUUCCUCUACCUGGUCUGCAUCUCCACCAAGACCCAGUGCAGCGAAGAGGAUCAGUCGCGGAUCAACAAGCAGAUUUACAACCUGAUCCACCUGGACCCCCGCACGCGGGACGGCGCCAGCCUGCUGCACCAYGCCGUCAACUCGAGCACGCCCGUGGACGACUUCCACACCAACGACGUCUGCAGCUUCCCCAACGCGCUCGUCACCAAGCUCCUGCUGGACUGCGGGGCCGACGUCAACGCCGUGGACAACGAGGGCAACAGCCCGCUGCACAUCAUCGUGCAGUACCACCGGCCCAUCAGCGACUUCCUCACGCUGCAUUCCAUCAUCAUCAGCCUGGUGGAGGCCGGGGCGCACACGGACAUGACGAACAAGCAUAAGAAGACGCCUCUKGAUAAGAGCACCACGGGGGUGUCCGAAAUACUCCUGAAAACUCAAAUGAAGCUGAGUCUCAAGUGCCUGGCUGCCCGAGCGGUGCGGAUCUACAACAUCAGCUACCAAAACCAGAUCCCCAGGACUCUGGAAGAAUUUGUGAAGUUUCACUAGGAUGCGUGAAAUCCUUCAUGGUGGUGCUAUUCCCUGGAGACGGCCGCCGCAGAAUACAUGUGUGUACAGAGAUCGUUUUGCUCCAGUCUUUGUUUGGUUCCUUUGCAUCUGGUCUUCAGCCUCGGGUCUUAGGCAGGUCUUGGCGGGGGGGAGGGAAAAGCCACGUAAUUAUCCUGUAAUCAAAUCUGAUG
This is a messenger RNA of Nothoprocta perdicaria, 2078 nucleotides long. RefSeq names its product fem-1 homolog B (gene FEM1B). NCBI's taxonomy places the organism in Eukaryota, Metazoa, Chordata, Aves, Tinamiformes, Tinamidae. The coding region runs from base 4 to 1887 and encodes 627 amino acids. The record is from RefSeq and is a predicted model, not a curated record. The transcript is spliced from 2 exons. Gene Ontology annotation, molecular function: protein binding.